Messenger RNA from Archocentrus centrarchus (flier cichlid), 1801 nucleotides. It is a transcript of the gene bicdl2l, whose product is annotated as bicaudal-D-related protein 2-like. Gene Ontology annotation, biological process: Golgi to secretory granule transport; vesicle transport along microtubule. The transcript is spliced from 7 exons. Lineage: Eukaryota; Metazoa; Chordata; Actinopteri; Cichliformes; Cichlidae. The coding region runs from base 153 to 1547 and encodes 464 amino acids. The record is from RefSeq and is a predicted model, not a curated record.
CAGAAAAAGGAGGAAGAAAGCCCAGACGUGCCACUUGAAGCCACAGCCUCCACUGACAUCACAUCAUGUCAUAUCAUGCUCCAGUGGAGACGCACGCAGUUCAGAUGGUUUGACUGAGCCUACUUCUGCCUGUGACUUCUGUGAAUCUGACCAUGGAUUUCUCGCAGCCUUUCUCGGUCCUCAAUGAGAAGCUGAGACCUCGAGUCACCAGCAGUGAGCAGCUCUACUCCUCUCUGAGCAGACUGGAAGGUAGACAGCUGGGCUCGCUCAAGAACAAAUAUACUUAUUACCGAGCAACAGUUUUGCCAAAAGAACCAGAACCUGAACCUGAACCAGAACCAAAGGUUACCACAACAGAGCCAGAAGAUCCAGAAGAUCCAGAUGAAGCUGAAAAUGAUGGAGAGAAAGAGGACUUUGAAGGAAAUAGUGCAAAUCUACUGGCUCUCAACAACACAUGCUUCAUUAGUGGAUUGGAUUUAAAAGACAUGGGUGAAGAGGAGCUGGGUGAUGACGAGAGCAACUCACAGACUGAUGAGAAAGACAGUGCAGGUGAGAUGGCCUCAGAGGAAGCAAGAGACUCUGCAGAGUCAGGGGCCAAUGAAAGUACAAACCCCUUCCAGAGGGCCUGCUUAGACGGGACCCUACCAGACCUGCUAAAUAGUGGCAAGCCGCUGAGCAGACGCAGGACGCUGGGACACUACUCAGACACGCUCAAAGAAAUACGGCGAGAAGUGGAGCUGUCCAGGAGAAGAAGUAUCAAACUGAAGGCCCAGGUGGACAAACUACAGGAAAGCAGAGAAGGACAAGGCUGGAGUCAACACAGAGAUAGGGUCACAGAGGAAGUUCUGUCUGUCCUGAGGCUGCUGCACCCGCUGACGGAGCCAGAGUCCAGCCAGUUCGAGCCACCUGAAGAAGACGGCCACCUGGACGCCGCCCUGGCCCAGCUGCAGAACGUGGCUCGCAAACUGGCAAUCAGCCACACCAAACAGGAGUUCAAGCCUGGAGUAAAAUUAGCUGAGGACCACGCAAUUCUGCAGCAGGCGCUGCGGGACAGAGAUGAGGCCAUAGAGAAGAAGAAGGCGAUGGAGGCCGAGCUGCUGCGGAGUAAGACGGAGAUGAUGAUGCUGAACAACAAUCUGCUGGAAGCUGCGCAGAAACGCCUGGAACUGUCGCUGGAGCUCGAGGCCUGGAAGGAGGACUUUCAGCUGCUCCUCCAGCAGCAGAUAAAGAGUCAGCAGCAGGCAGAGCAGGCCCAGAAGAAACCUUCUCGCAUGGGCCUCCUGAGGAGGACAAAGAGACCACCCAUGCAGCGGCCGUCCAACUUCCCUGUGGCCGCAGCCGCCCCUCCCGCAAACAACUCCAACCAAAUCCCCACCUCCAGACCUGCGGCGUCUGCCGCUCCGGCUCCCAGCACGCCCCCUACAAUUGGCAAAAACAACAACUGGAAGGACAAACUCAGGAUGGGCUGGAACGGUCGUCAAGGAGACCAGGACUCAGCGAGGGGAAGAGACGAUGAUGAUGGCUUUCAGGUCGUGUCGCUUGACUGAAACAGCGAUGACUUUAAACACUCAGUUCUGUUGCAAACGUCUAGCUCUUCAAAGUCCCUCUGCAGGCAAAAACACGUCUGCAAAGAACAAUACGGCACAUCCUAUUGCAUGAACCUUUUUGUGCAUCAUGCAUUUUUUCUUUUUUAAGCAUGUCUGCGGAGGAGAUAUUUAAAUAUUCUUGGGAAUGCUUUGAAUGUUGGAUCUAGUGCAAUUUAUGUAUGAAAUACAACUUAUUAUGAAAGAUGUAAUUAUUA